CCUGCCUCUCUUUCCACUUCCUCCCCGCAAAGCCAAAUCAUAGAUGAGAUUCAUCAUAUGUCUCCCGCCCGCUACAGGAAGAACAAAACAAUAACCGUAGGGAAACUUGUCUCCGGUUCGAACCACAUGUCCUGCCUACGCGCCGACGAAUCAUUCUAUUCAUUCUAUUUCCACGCACCAACUAGCCCCGACCCAAGGAAUCCCAACCAUUACCUACGAGAAUAUCGACGACUUCCCGUUGGCUAUCAUAGCGUACCUAUCGCAUAAUACCACUCAGUAUCAGGCCCACGACUGGUUUUCUUUUGCCCUUCGAACUUCAUCCUACAUAUAUAUCUCGUAUAAUACACCGAGCACCCCCCUUUAAGAACAUGGCAGACACCCCAUUUCCUCUUCCGCCUUUCCCAUCUUCCCAGCUGCGUGUUCAUUCCCCCCCGAGUGCUAGAAGUGUUGUGAGUGGCGCCACCAACGAGACCAACACCCGCCGACGCUCAUUACCUGUCGUCUUCCCUCCGCUUUUCCCUAAGAAUACCUCGUCCACAUUUCUCAUACCUAGCACCGCCGAAGGAAAACCAAUUCCCCUCGACGGCUCUACGGCUACCCACCGUACCACCACUCUACGGCAGCUAAGUCGCUCUCAACCUUCUUCGCGUCGCCGCUACGAUAGAACCACCGGCCCACCGAGUAUCAAAAGCACGACGACCGGAACCUACUCUCAACCUGUCAUAGUACGCACAUAUUCGGGUGUCCCAACUUCGUCAACUGCCAGAGGCCCGGUGUCUGUUUCCACCGUCGAACCCACUACGAACCCAUCUCCUCGGCUUCCUAGUCGGAAUGGUCCAAUAAAAAAUAUGGUUCGGCAAAAGGGGAUCGAGAAGGCCCGCGCUACUGCAGAUGCCAAAUUACCCCCUCUUGAAUCAUUCACUUUCAAGAGCAUUAUAGCCGAUAUACAGCAAGAUGUUGGCGCGGACCUAGACCGAAUCGCAGAAAUAUGCGCACGUACGAGAUAUUCUCUCAGUAAUCAAUACGAGGUCCAUAUAGCUCCCCAAGGCUCAGGAGCCGGUUUCCUAGGGCCGCCAUCCGCGUCGUCGCGGCAUCAUAUCCCCAUAGGCCCGACUCUACAAGCAAUAUCAAGUGAUGACGAACACGCGGGUGCUGUGCAAAGAUCGAAGAGGAGCGCUGUCCGUCGGAGAAGCAUCGCCUACGGUACUCUCGAGACCAUUAUAAGUUCUAGCCGGUCUUCGGAUGAGGACAAGAGCAAGAAGAAACCAGCCGCCGAGAUUGUGGAAGAGGUACGAGGUCGCGCGACAACGGCUACCAAGGAAGAGAGCGGAAGUACAAAUUGCGCGGAUGCCCAGGAGGUUAGCGAGCAGCAAGUGCAUCAUCCCUCGAGGUCGGCUUUAUUUGCAACGGCUAUUAUUGAUACAUCUCGAAGUCAAACGCAAAGCAAUCUCGCUGCGGGCACUAUUCCGGGCGCGAGUUUGCUUAGUGAACCUGCCGAGCCACAUACCUCUCGAAAUCACCUCCAGACCAAGACGUCACCCGAAGGGCCAAAAAUAAAACACUACAAACGGGAGCCCCCGCCACAACCCUCUCGGGCCAUCGCUUGUGAAUCUAUGGCUGCGGGCGCUAUCGCACCGCUGGAUGAACCAAAAAGCCCAUCGAGUCUGCUUUCUGGGUUCAGUGCCUGGAUUCCUUGGAUGGGGACUUCCAUACCAAUUCCAGAAAUAGACACGUCUAGAGGAAGUUCCUAUGCUGAGGGUGCUUUGAGGGAACUGCUCAAAUCGACGGGAUCACAAGGGGAAUAAGGGCAUUAAUUGAGCAACGCGGAAUCAUUCCAGAUAUGCAGUUCUAAAUUUUCCCAUAGCCGCCUUGUGGGCAAAGUACAUAUAUUCAUCCUAUCGGCGGUGAAUGAUUAUCGGUAGGCAUGACGAUUUCUAGGAUUAAAACUACAAAGGUACAAGUAAUAUCGACGUCAAAAAUCGGUGAACUGACUCGAUAUGAGGAUAGCAUAGAGAUACCCCAACAUUCAGGAUUAAGAUGAUAUUUAACCAUACAACCACUAAAUACCGUUCGUGACCUGACAGUUAUUUCAACAUUCAUAGCCCCAUUCUAUGGGGUUUACAAUGAAAUCCGCGAUAUACAUAUCCACUAACCCCCAGCAGCAGGUAUAUUCCAAAGUUACUCGUGAACUAGAAUAAUCUUUGUUUUUAUGAUGAUAAUGCAUUGGAACGGCUUGUGUGUGCGGUUUGCAACGAAUAUUGACCCAGCUUCCUCGUCGCUAGGAGGUAAGUUACAAUAACAUUGCCUCAUUUGCUCAAAAAGGGCCACCGGGGAAUUAUUGAUCAAGUCGUUCAGUUAUCGAGCUUAACAUACCCCGUUAUAUUCGCCCAGGUUGUCAAGGCUUAAACACAAACAGGUUAGACUAAGGAAGCAAGUCCGUGCCAAAAGGAAGGUGUAGAUAUUACUUGAUAUACGUAACCAAUAUAAGUAACAUUAUUGAUAAGUGGAUAUAUAUGUCAAUAUUGCC
Hypoxylon trugodes is the source of this 2527-nucleotide messenger RNA. RefSeq lists its product as uncharacterized. The coding region runs from base 369 to 1805 and encodes 478 amino acids. NCBI's taxonomy places the organism in Eukaryota, Fungi, Ascomycota, Sordariomycetes, Xylariales, Hypoxylaceae. The transcript has a single exon. The record is from RefSeq and is a predicted model, not a curated record.